Messenger RNA from Chlorocebus sabaeus (green monkey), 3743 nucleotides. RefSeq names its product sperm acrosome associated 5 (gene SPACA5). Lineage: Eukaryota; Metazoa; Chordata; Mammalia; Primates; Cercopithecidae. Gene Ontology annotation, biological process: fusion of sperm to egg plasma membrane involved in single fertilization. Gene Ontology annotation, molecular function: lysozyme activity. Gene Ontology annotation, cellular component: acrosomal vesicle; sperm flagellum. The record is from RefSeq and is a predicted model, not a curated record.
CACAGUGAGACUCCAUCUCAAAAACAAAAAAACAACAACAAAAAGGAAUGGAGCUUCCCAGCAGACAAGACAAAGAAAGAAAGUAAAAAAGGAACUCACAUCUCUUGCUCCCUGACACAGCAGCACCUCCUGGGUAUACAAGUUAUCCACUCUCUCAAUGCAUUAGGAGGUAGAAAAUAGAAAGGACUGGUCCUUUAGGGCUCAUCACAGUGUCACCCCUUCUAGCACCUAAACGUCAUCUCCAACCACCUUGUACACACACACCUGCACAAAGGAGGAAAUCCUUUAGGGUUGGUGGGAGUUGGGGGGCAGAGGAGCCAGUGAUACAGCCCCUCAGAAACUAUCCCAGGGCCCACGGUGUGCAUGCACAAGCUAUGUGAGGCUAACUUUGCUGCUGCAGAGUAAGGACCCCCACUGUCUGUCCUGGGUAACCUCUACCAUCAGUCCCUACAGGUAUGACCUCCUCAUACAGUAACCUAAGCAGCAGGUAGCUAGGUGAAGGAGAGUGAGAAGCUGACAGGUGGCUGGUCCCACCACAGAGUCUGCAUGAUAUGACAUUCCCAUUGAAAGACAAUGAGAGAAGCCCCCACGUGGCUGGCGAGUUAUCAUUACAAUUGCUCUUAAGAUACAUUUUAUCAAGACCACAAAAGCCUUGCCAAUUGUGAGCAGUCAUUUUGGACCAGAGGCAGCAGGUGAGGUUGACAGAGCAACAGCACAAAAGGAGCCAGGUCUCUGGUGACCUUGGAGCCACCACACUAGCCCUGGAUUACCUGCCUCCAAAAGAGGAGUCUGCUUCCCUCCUCUUGAAGCCACUGGUGUUUGUGGUGGGAUUGGUGCGUGCAGCCAAAUCAAAUCCUGUGCAAUCCAUCAGACUUUUCUGUGUUGGCCAAUGUGAGUGUCAGCGAACAGGAGACACAUGGGACUGGUGGGUGAGGAGCAUGAAUAAUGGUGACUGAAGGGCAAACUGGGAGUAAAUGAGAGCAAGGAGAGGCAAAGGGCAAUGGAAUGGAGGUGAAUGAACACCAGAGUGGAGUGGAUGUGGGCCAAAGUGAGGGAAUGACUAUGCAUGCAUCAAUUAUGAAUGAAUAUGAGAUUAUGAUGAGAUUAAGUAAAUGCUGGGAAAUAAGGCACAGUCUCAGCGGAAAAAAAGUGAAAGUGGGAACAGACUCUGAAUGGGGCAACUGAAGGGGGUGAAUGUGAGUGGAGUUUAUAUGAGUACUAAGGAUUAGAGUGUGAAUGAAUGGUGGUUUUAUGAGGCACAAGAUGAAUGAAGAGAGGGGAAUUUAGGGAGACAGUAGGAGUGAAUGUGGGUAAUGUGGGAUGGAAAGGGAAGAAUGGGGUGCGGGAAGGACAGAAUAAAAGAGUGGAGAUGGAGACAUGGUAGAAUGUGAAGCAGGCCGAGUUUGAGUGCGGGUGCUAUGAGGGAGAAGGGUGACUAGAGAUGACUGGGAUUAGAUGGGCGUAAUACAGGGUAGUAGCCCAGGAACGUGGGUGUACAGGGAUCCCAGUGGGAAUCGGCAAAUAUGAAUGAGCUGAAGAGCGCGCAUGAAUGGAGGUGAUGUUGGGCAGAGUGAGAGGGAAUGAAAGUGAAGAGCAGAGGAUGGGUGAAGGUGGGUAUUGCGAGGCAGAGAGUGGAACUCACCUUUACUUGGGUGAGUAAAGCAAGGAAACAUGGGGAGCCCGAUGUGAGCAAAAGUAACGAAUUUGAGGCACAGUGUGACAGAAUGUGGGUACUGGGAGGCAGAAUAUGAGCAAGAAGAGGGUGAUAGGGGUUACAAUGGGAAUAGAUUUAAAUGAAUGAGGCAGUGAGAGGCAGAGUGAGAGUAAAUGGAGGCAAUGAAGAGAAAACUGAGAAAGAACAGUGACCAAGCGUAGGCUAAGUAUAUGUGGGUAACUUCACCUAGUGUUUGGGAGUAAUAGGGACAGAGCUCCAGGAAAUGGGGGUGUUCCUGGGACAGCAUCUGAGAGAAUAGAGGUGAAGGAGGGGCAGAAAGGGAAUGAAUGGGGGAAAUAAUGAGGCCCCGGGUCAAUGAAAGAAGCUGAAGGCUGGGCCACGUGCGAGUAAGCCAGAGUCAUUUGAUGCAGGGGUGGGAAAUAGAGAUAAAUAUAGGAAAGGAAAUGAGUCUGAGCGAGAGUGAGUGGGGUGAAUAAGGAAUAUGACAUGAGAGAAUUUGGGUAAUGCUAAGUAGACUGUGGGGAAUUGUGAUAAUAUGAGGCCCAGUAUGGGUGAAUAUAAGUGGCUGAAAGGCAGUGUAAGUGAAUGGAGGAACAAAAGGCAGAAUGAGAAUGAAGUUGAAAAAGCAGGCAUAAGAAUGUAUAUGUAAUAUGCCAUUUGUAAUAUGAAACGUGGGGCACAUUCCAGUAAAUUAGGAUGGAACAGCACUUUAAGUGCAGAGAUGACUCAACCAAGGAUGAGUGCUAUGGUUUGAAUAUGUCCCUUCCAAAAUUCAGAUGUCAGAAACUUAAUCCCCAAUGCAACAGUGUUGGGAGGUAGGGCCUUUAAUCCCCAAUGCAACAGUGUUGGGAGGUGUUUAGGCUUCUGUGCUCUGUGUUCCAGAAUCUACCACUUAGACCUUUGCUCAUAGAGCCCAGAGUUCCAGAAUGCCCCUAAUUCCGAACACCGCAGGGUGAGUCUGGAGCAAGUCACCUGGGAGGGCUUACAGGUGCCAUAAUGCAGGCCUGGGGCACUGUGGUAGUGACCUUGGCCACACUGAUGGUUGUCACUGUGGAUGCCAAGAUCUAUGAACGCUGUGAGCUGGCGGCAAGACUGGAGAGAGCAGGGCUGAACGGCUACAAGGGCUACGGCAUUGGAGACUGGCUGUGCAUGGCUCAUUAUGAGAGUGGCUUUGACACCGCCUUCGUGGACCACAAUCCUGAUGGCAGCAGUGAAUAUGGCAUUUUCCAACUGAAUUCUGCCUGGUGGUGUGACAAUGGCAUUACACCCACCAAGAACCUCUGCCACAUGGAUUGUCAUGACCUGCUCAAUCGCCAUAUUCUGGAUGACAUCAUGUGUGCCAAGCAGAUUGUGUCCUCACAGAAUGGGCUGUCUGCCUGGACUUCUUGGAGGCGGCACUGUUCUGGCCAUGAUUUAUCUGAAUGGCUCAAGGGGUGUGAUAUGAACGUGAAAAUUGAUCCGAAAAUUCAUCCAUGACUCAGAUUCGAAGAGACAGAUUUUAUUUUCCUUUCAUUUCUUUCUCUUGUGCAUUUAAUAAAGGAUGGUAUUGAUAAACAAUGCAAAAAAUGCUGUGAUGUCUGACUCUCUUCAUUUAUUCAAUGCCCGGAAGUACCCUUCCGUCACAGUAUUCUGUCACUUCCUCCAUAUAUUCAAAGCUCUAAUUAAGAAAUACCAGACCACUCAGGGUGGGGAAGGAAGGGAGGAUAGUGUUGUGAAUCAAGAGCAUGUGUUCUCCUGGGUUCAAAAACCAUCUCUACCACCUACUAGCCUUGGAAGAGGUACUUAAUUUCUCUGUGCCUCAGUUUCCUCAUCUGUUAAAUAAGGAUGAUAAUAAUAGUAACUACUUGAUGGGGUUAUUGGGAGGAUUAAAUGAAUUAAUAUUUGUAAAACGCAUAAAGUGCUUGGUACAUAAGACAGUUAUAGGUUUGGAGAUGGAGUGGGAUGGGAGAGAUGAAAAUUGGCUUCCCUUAAAAAGAAUCAGUCUCAGCAGGGUGCGGUGGCUCACGCCUGUAAUCCCAGUACUUUGGGAGGCCAAGCCAGGCAGAUCAUGAGGUCAGGAGUUCGAGAC